Messenger RNA from Amphimedon queenslandica, 703 nucleotides. RefSeq names its product bile salt export pump-like. The coding region runs from base 78 to 674 and encodes 198 amino acids. The transcript is spliced from 3 exons. Lineage: Eukaryota; Metazoa; Porifera; Demospongiae; Haplosclerida; Niphatidae. The record is from RefSeq and is a predicted model, not a curated record. Gene Ontology annotation, molecular function: ABC-type oligopeptide transporter activity; ATP binding. Gene Ontology annotation, biological process: oligopeptide export from mitochondrion. Gene Ontology annotation, cellular component: mitochondrial inner membrane.
UUUGAAAGUCAUCAAUUUGGUUCCCCUUGUCCCUGUAGGAGGAAGAAUGGGAUAAAGAUAUUCCUGAUGUGUCAUUGAUGCGUGUUAUGAAAGCUAAUGCUCCUGAAUGGUGGCUCAUUGGUCUUGGAUUAAUUGGUUCUCUAUUCCUCGGAGCUAUGAAUCCUCUUUUUGCCGUCUUCUUUGGUGAAAUUAUUGAAGUAUUUGCUAGACCAGCUUCUGAGGUACUGGAUGGACUCCAUUUGUGGGCGGGGCUUUUCCUUGUAAUUGGAAUUACUGCUGGAGCAGGAACUUUCCUAAAAUCAUUUUGUUUUACGGUUGCCGGUGAGAAUCUUACUGCUAGAUUGAGGGAGUGGUCAUUCAAAGCUGUACUGCGUCAGGAAAUCGGCUGGUUUGAUAAUGAAAGGAACUCGUCCGGUAUCCUAGCAACCAGACUGGCACAAGACGCCUCUAGAGUACAAGGGGCUACUGGAUCAAGACUGGGUACUCUCAUUGAAACUUUCGUUGGUAUGUUUGCUUCACUGAUAAUAGCAUUUGUGUACUCCUGGAUGCUGACACUGGUGUUGAUUGGUUUUGUCCCAGUGUUCAUUAUUGCUGGCUUCCUACAGCUCAGGGCCAUCACCGGUCACGCUGGUGAUAAUAAAAAGGCAUUAGAAGAAGCAGGAAAGGUUAGUUAAUUGGGAGGGGCUAGUUAGUAAGAAUCCUU